This is a messenger RNA of Radiomyces spectabilis, 1842 nucleotides long. RefSeq names its product major facilitator superfamily domain-containing protein. Gene Ontology annotation, molecular function: sucrose:proton symporter activity. Lineage: Eukaryota; Fungi; Mucoromycota; Mucoromycetes; Mucorales; Radiomycetaceae. Gene Ontology annotation, cellular component: membrane. The record is from RefSeq and is a predicted model, not a curated record. The transcript is spliced from 7 exons. The coding region runs from base 238 to 1659 and encodes 473 amino acids.
CCGCUUUUCAACGAAGAAAUGACACUGACAAAAGAACUCCCAUCACCCUCUCCACCACCGUCAAGAAACAAACGCUCUUUAAUAUAUAUUUUCUUGAGUACAUUCUGUAUGAUCGGGGUUCAGUUCAUAUGGUCAAUCGAAAUAGCGUAAUUUCUAGACGAUUAGCUUCCCUUUAUUACUCUUAUUGAUAAUGGGAUUUGAUCACAACACGGUCUCCAUAGAUACGGUGUUCCAUACAUGAUAUCAUUAGGACUACCAAAAGAACUCACGGCAUUAGUAUGGAUGCUGGGUCCGAUAACAGGCUUGAUUGCGCAGCCGAUCAUUGGCGCUCUUAGCGAUCAGAGUACUUUCAAAUGGGGACGCCGAAGACCUUUUAUUUUAAUAGCCUCUUUAUUUUGCUGUCUUGCCCUAAUGGGUGUCGCUUAUACCAAUGAAAUCGCUGCAAGCUUGGUACCAAACGAUUCGCGCAUGCGUCAGCGAGUUGCUAUCGGCACGGCGGUCGCCUCCUUUUAUAUGCUGGAUUUUUCGACGGGAACGGUGCAAUCGCUCUGUCGCGCUCUGGUGGUUGAUGUAUUUCCGCUUUCUCAGCAAGAGACAGCCAAUGUGUUUUCAACGAAUUUGAGCAAUAUUACCACCAUUUUUGGCUACUUUACGGGAUACAUUGAUUUGGUCCAGUUUUUUCCCUCCAUCGCCGACUCUCAGAUGAAAGUGUUUUGUAUUAUGGGGACCUUCAUCUUCGCAUCGGCUGUUGCUGUCACAUGUAUUUGUGUGCGUGAACAACCCUUGUCGCUCGAAAAGGAAGCGGAAAAAAAGACAAAGAAGCAGACCUUGGCCUAUAUUUACCAUUCGAUUCGACGGCUACCCAACUCAAUUCAGGUGCUAUGCAAUGUACAGCUAUUUGCUUAUUUGGCUUGGUUUCCGAUCCUUUUCUACAGUACGACUUGGGUGUCUGAUGUGUACUUUCAAUCACAUGCGUACACUCGCGAUAAUUGGACUGAGGGCACCCGAGCCGGUGCAUUUGCUAUGCUACUGUAUGCUAGCACAUCGGUGGUGGCCGGGCUGGUUCUGCCGUAUCUGACUGUAAAUCGAGUGGUGACACUGAAGCGAACCUUGACAGCCUCACUUGUUCUCCUGGGUUGUACUAUGCAUGCUACUUUUUAUAUUGAUACAGUUACUGGGACCACUGUUGUGAUCGCCAUUUUUGGUAUACCCUGGGCAUGUACACUGUGGAUCCCGUUCGCUUUAGUAGGUGAAUACAUGUUAAUGGAACAGGCGACUACCGUGCCAGAUACACAUGCCAUGUAUGGUGCGACUGAACCUUCCUCCCGGCGUUCAUCCACCGAAACUGAAGCAUCCGACCACUUUAUUGACAUGUCAACCGAAGAGCGCCCGCCUCCAGAAUCGGGAUUUAUCUUGGGCAUCGUUAAUAUGUAUAUCAUUCUUCCCCAGUUCCUCGUCGCCAUUAUUGCGGCCAUCCUUUUCUGUGUCGUUCCACUCAUCUCAUCCUCCACCAAAACCCGCCUUCCUGAUCCAAUCAACAGCGAUCAGCCGCCUACCGAAGCCUCGGCAGUGAUCUGGAUCCUGCAAUUUGGAGCCAUCAUGGCAUUCGUGGCCAGCUAUCUGUGUACACGUUUAAUUGAUGUUAAAUACAAAGCUUGAUUUGGCUCAUUCUCCAACCGUCUCCUCCUUCCGAGCCCCACAUUUUCAUCAUCAACUUGAACAGUAUAAUAAUAUAAAAGGUAUUAUUCCCGAAAAAGUAAAGAAAAGAAAAAGACAACAAUAAAAAUAAAGAACAAAAGAUACAAAAAGAUACAAGGCAUAUGGAGAAACUGCAAAGAAUAC